Molecule: messenger RNA, 309 nt
Organism: Sphenostylis stenocarpa
Lineage: Eukaryota; Viridiplantae; Streptophyta; Magnoliopsida; Fabales; Fabaceae
Source: the annotation of a GenBank genome assembly
AUGGAUGCAUUCCGUGUUGCACUUUCCGAAGGUGCUUCUUGUAGCGUAACUCUACCAAUCUUUCCAACGGACUUCUCCCAAGUUCAUCUUUUUCAGAAAACUAUAUGUACAACGAGUCAAAGGAACGCAUGGUCGUCCUCCUCCCUUCAGCAGUAUAAUUUGAUAGAAAGGUUGGGCAAUCCAUGUUUCUAUGUUUUUCGUACAUCGUUUAUACCACGUAUCAGUGCCUUGUGCAUCUUACUUGGCUGUCACAUUUAUGUACUGAUCCAGAAGUUGCAGAAGCAAAGGGUGUCUCACCAAAUAGUUUGA